GGACGGGCCGGUGGCACCUGCGGUGUCACCUGCCCGCGGCCGGGGCCAGCUCAGGCCACCCGAAUUCGGGGCACGCGGGCGGCGCUGCGGCUCCCCCGUGGCAUUUCCGGUGCCCCACACCUGCCCCACAUCGGCGGCCCCAUGGCGGCCGCAGGUGCUCACGCUGCCCGGCAGGUGAUGGAGCAGGGAGAGGAGCACCGGGAGCACCGGGAGUACCGGCGGCUGGAGGAGUGCGAGGAGGACUCGCCCCCCGGCGAGGAGGAGGAGGAGCAGCUGCUGCUGCACGUCACGGAAGGACCGACAGACUCCUGGCACCACAUUAAGGACCUGGACAGUUUCUUCACCAAGAUCUACCAGUUCCACCAGAGGAAUGGCUUUGCCUGCGUCCUGCUCUCGGACGUCCUCGAGCUGCUGCAGUUCCUGUUCGUCGUCACCUUCAGCACGUUCCUGCUGUGCUGCGUGGACUAUGACGUCCUGUUCGCCACGCGCCCCCUGAACCACAGCCACGUCCCCGAGCGCGCCAAGGUGACGCUGCCCGACGCCGUGCUGCCCGCGCCGCAGUGCGCCCGCAGGCUCCGUGGCAGCGGCUGGCUGCUGUUCCUGCUGGUGCUGGCGGGCGCGGUGUGGCUGUGCCGCCUGGUCACGGCGCUCCGGCGCCUCGUGGGCUACUGGGAGAUCCGGAGCUUCUACAUCCGCGCGCUCGGCAUCCCCGCGGUGAGGGGCCGGGGCCGGGGCCGGGCCGUGGGGGCGCCGCAGCCCCUGUGCGUGCCGCGCCGCGAGCUGACCGAGCUCGACAUCCACCACCGCAUCCUGCGCUUCCGCAACUACACCGUGGCCAUGGUCAACAAGAGCUACGCCGAGGGGCUGAAGCGGGCGCCGGGCAGCCUGGGCGCUCGCCGCUGGUCGCUCUACGCGCGCCACUACCUGCGCCACUUCAACGAGCUGGGCCACGAGCUGCGGGCGCGGCUGGGCCGCGGCCACGCGCCGGCCACCAAGUACAUGGACUCGUUCAGCAGCCCGCUGCUGGCCGUGCUGGCUCGCCACGUCGGCUUCUUCGCCGGCUCCGUGCUGGCCGUGCUCAUCGUGCUCACCGUGUACGACGAGGACGUGCUGACGGUGCAGCACAUCCUGACCGCCAUCACGCUGCUGGGGCUCGUGGUCACCGUGGCCAGGUCCUUCAUCCCGGACGAGCACGCGGUGUGGUGCCCGGAGCAGCUGCUGCAGCGCGUCCUGGCACACGUGCACUACCUGCCCGAGCACUGGCAGGGCCGCGCCGGCCGCGCCGAGACGCGAGCAGAGAUGGCGCAGCUCUUCCAGUACAAGGCGGUGGGUGCAGCCCCCAGACCCACCUCCCCAGGACCCCCUCCCCUGGCACCAUCCUCUCUCCAAACCCAGGAGCCCACAGACUGGGAGCUCCCCAUCCUGGGACUUCCCAGCCCUGGGACUCCCCGCAUCAGGAUCCCCAGCCUGGACCCCUCAGCACUGGGACCCCCUGCACCAAGAGCCCACUGCCCUGGGACUCCCUGUCCCAGUCCCUGCCCUGGGACCCCCCAGCCCCAGGACCCCGCGGGCUGGGAGCUUCCUGUGCCAGGAUCCCAUUCCCUGGGAUCCCCCACACUGGGACCCUCCUGCACCGAGGCUCUGCACUCCCGCAGCCUGAGCCGCUCGGCGCUGCUGGCCGAGGUGGCCUCGGCCGAGAUGAGCCUUCACGCCAUCUACCUGCACCAGCUCCACCAGCAGCAGCAGCAGGGCCCCGGCCCCCAGCCCGCGGGGGCGCCCAGACACCCCUUCGUGACCACAGGCUCGGCUGCCCGCGCCUCGCAGCUGCGGGAGAUGCCGCUGGGCGGGUGGGCCGAGGAGGAAGAGGAGGAGGAAGAGGAGACGAUGACGUAGCCGGACCCGGCUCCGGUGGGUGGGGACACGGGGGAGCGAGGACCACCGGGAUUGGGACAGGGUCCUGGUUGUGCCGAGACCCCCCGGAGGUGCCGGGGGAGCCGCCAGGGGCACAGUGGGGGGCUCGCCGUGCCCACUAUGCUGCCAGGGGGGCCCUGUCCGUGGGAGCCCCCUGCUCGGGGUGUCCCUGGUGCCCCCACUGCGGGGGUGCUGCCAGGGCCCCCCCCAGGUGCUGUUUUUGGGGGAGCACGGGGCUGGUGCCCCCCGUGGUGCCCCGAGCACCAGCUGAAAUAAAGGUUUAC
This is a messenger RNA of Ficedula albicollis (Collared flycatcher), 2195 nucleotides long. RefSeq names its product autophagy-related protein 9A-like. NCBI's taxonomy places the organism in Eukaryota, Metazoa, Chordata, Aves, Passeriformes, Muscicapidae. The record is from RefSeq and is a predicted model, not a curated record. Gene Ontology annotation, biological process: autophagy of mitochondrion; protein localization to phagophore assembly site. The transcript is spliced from 11 exons. Gene Ontology annotation, cellular component: autophagosome; phagophore assembly site. The coding region runs from base 142 to 1893 and encodes 583 amino acids.